AUCGCUAUAUUUAAAAAAGAUUAUGAAACCUCUCGAAGUCAGUGACAUUAUGGUGGUCACAAUGAGAUGUAGGAAAAACUGUAAAAGAUAGCUUCAAGCAUGAUGAAUUUAUUUUGACAUGACAAGUUCUGAUUGAUUCUCUAGAUAACAUGGGUUAUUGAAAACAUGUUGAUAAAUUGAUUUGAGUCUCCGAUGAGUGUACAAUCACAGCAAUAUAAUUGUUUAUCGUUUGAAAUUGCAUGUCUGAGGAUUAGUUAAAUUAAGGUUGACGUGAAGUGUAAAUGGAUUAGUUAUUACUAAAUAUCAUGUUCUUUUAGGUUUAUUAAACACUAGAGCAAUAUUCGUUGACAAGUUUGUAAUCCAAAGAUUAUCGAGAAGAUUUUAAAGUUUAAAUACAACCUAUCACAAUGAUGUUUAAAACUAUGGCUGCCAUUUUGUUUCUAAUGAAUGCAGGCGUAGCUAGUCAGUCAAUGGGAAAAUAUUCUGCUCCACAAAACUUAAAACCAAGAUUUUAUAGAGACUGCUCUCCACUGAGACUAUAUGUUGAAGAAAACACAAGACCAGGAUUUCUACUUACAGACAUUAGCAAUUGUGUAACAGACGAUGAAAAUGAUAUACUAAGUUAUCGUAUUGAUUCUGGAGUGGGCUCAGAAAUCUGCACCAUAAAUGAAAGUAGCGGAGAAUUGAAAUUAAAAAUCUCGCCAGACCGAGAGGAAAAGAGUUCGUAUCGGUUCAAGGUGUUUGCAUCAGAUAAUUUUGAAAGCGGGAUAAAUCGCGAGGCUAGUCUGAAUGUGGAGCUUCGUAUUUCAGAUCAAAACGACAACAGACCUGUGUUUAACAAAACUACAUAUCACGCAGAUAUCCCUGAGAACGUGGACGUUGGAAGUAAAAUAUUAAAAGUGCUUGCCACAGACCUAGAUGAUGCUUGGAACAAAGAUGUUCUUUAUUUCUUCAAAGAAGGGACUGAUCAUGGCCAUUUUCAAUUGGAUCAGAAUUCGGGCACUAUCACAGUUGCUAAAGGUUUAGAUUAUGAAAACAAAUCAAGAUACGACUUAUUUGUCGUUGCCAAGGAUGAAGGAAUUCCUGAACUGUCGGGAGAAACACAAGUUAUCAUAAAUGUGGCCGAUGUUGGUGACACUCGGCCAUAUUUUCUUGCACAUUCUUGUCAGAAGGAUGUCAAAGAAAACGUACCGAAGGGAGAGAGAAUUUGCAAGGUGGAAGCCAAAGACGGGGACAAAGGCGUUAAUAAUGAAAUCAAUUACGCAAUUACAGCCGGAGAUCCAUACGGUUUAUUUCACAUUAAUAACAGGACAGGGGUUAUCACUGUGGAAGGAGAAAUCGACCGGGAAUCUUACGUUAACAUUGAACUUAACAUAACAGCAUAUGAAGUACCACAACCGGAAUCGAGCGCAACCAUUAAGUUCAAAAUUACUUUUCUUGAUGAAAAUGAUAACAAACCGAAAUUUGACAAGGAAAGUUAUUUGGUAAAGGCUGAAAAGCAAAACCUCAAUGCUGGUACAAUUUUAACAAAAUCAAUAAAGGCUACGGACGAAGAUGCUACGGUGAAGAAUAACGAAAUAAUCUAUUCACUAAGAUAUGACGACGACAAAUACUUCAACAUUUUGUCAGACUCUGGAGUUUUAGUGCUACGAAAUGACCUGACAAACAUAACUUCAAAUAAAAUCAUAAUUUUUGUAUCUGCAAGAGAAAAAAAUACAAAGGAGGGUUACAACGCAAUAGCAAGAGUAACAGUGCAAAUUGUUCCUUCGCCCAGCGCACCUGCGUUUAGAGCAGACAACUCCCUAUCAUCUGCAUAUACAGGGAAUAUAUUUAUUGUUGCUUUGUCGGCCUUGUGUGCUCUUUUUCCUAUGUGAUAAGUGGAAUAAAUUAUUAGGCAAUUUAGAAGUUGCAACUGAAGAGAGAUUGGAGGUUUGCAUUGGUAGCAUGUAUUGAAUAUUGCACGAUCGUACAUUAGGUGUAAAAGACGUGCCAAUGGUGAUAAUAUGGUAACCAGAAAUAAACAAGCUUACACUGUGUCACUUGUUGAUAAUGGUUUAAUGAAUAAUGAAUUUAAUUUUAGUGUGAGUCCGACAGACUAUUGACGGGCAGGUUUCCCAUCUGUCGGCUGACAAUGAAAAAUUAGAGACACUUGUUUUGCUUGUGCAGUAUCUCGUAAUCUUUUUAUUGCAAAUUUUGUUUAUUCCGUAAUGAAACAACGAAAUUUUAAUUUACAGUCCAUAUGCAACGAAACUGAUAUCAAAUUAAUUGCUUUUACCAGUUUUGAUUCGAACUAAUUUGACAAAAAGACCAAAGAUAAUUUGUGGAAACCAUAUUCUAUAAUAUAAUAUUCAACUAAAUUGUAAAAAGAAAAGAGGUUUUAUAGAAAUUAUGAUGUAACUUAAAAUGU
Molecule: messenger RNA, 2407 nt
Organism: Hydractinia symbiolongicarpus
Lineage: Eukaryota; Metazoa; Cnidaria; Hydrozoa; Anthoathecata; Hydractiniidae
Product: protocadherin Fat 4-like
Exons: 8
Coding region: 408-1874 (488 amino acids)
Biological process (GO): homophilic cell-cell adhesion
Cellular component (GO): catenin complex; plasma membrane
Molecular function (GO): calcium ion binding; cadherin binding
Source: RefSeq, a predicted model, not a curated record